GUGCACGUCCUCGAGAAAUAAAGUGAAAAGGAGGAAAAGGGGGAUGAGGAAGAGGAAAAAUACAGAGGAAGCGUGAACCCGCCGUCUUCUUCUUCUGCUGCAGUGUCUGCUGCUCCCUCCACCGCCUUCAUCAUCCUCAACAUCAUCAUCCUCUCCUCCCUCCUGCUGUCUGUCUUGGCCCCCCUCCCCCUCCCCUCCUCCUCUUCACCCCUCCCCUCCUCCACCUCCUCCUCCUCCAUCGCGCUCUCCGCCAGUGAAGGCAUGGCCAGAUUUCACAGCGACAAAAGAGAGAGAGAGGCUGGUAGAGAGACCUCGACGGAGACUGCGGGAGAGUGAGCGAAGGAGGCUGCAGACUUCUCGAGCAGAGAGGAAGAGGAGAGGAGGAAGAAGAGACAGAUAGAGGAGUCUCCAUCUUCGCCAUUUCAUGUUUUGUGCUCUGCAGAUCAUGACUCUGGAGGACGGCGUCUGAGCGCUUCGUCAGGUACCAAGACUCUUCAACGACGAGACCAGCAGCAGAUCGAGGCAGAACCGAGCUCUGACCAGAUGGAGGUGAAUGCAGUUGAAAAACACCAUCGAACACGAUCCAAAGGAGUCCGAGCUGCCGUGGAGGCCGUGACGCAGGAGCUGUUCAGCUGUCCCACGCCGGGCUGCGACGGCAGCGGCCAUGUUAGCGGGAAGUACGCGCGCCACCGCAGUGUCUACGGAUGCCCGCUGGCCAAGAAGAGGAAGGCUCUGGAAAAACAGCCACUGGAGCCGGCUGCCAAGAGAAGAAGCUUCCUCGCGUCCUGCCCCAGCGAGGAGGAGGAGGACGCCCGUGUCUAUGCCAGCUAUGAGAACGAAGCCAUGGAGGUGGGGGAUGUGGAGAAGGAGCAGGGCGAGGUAGUGGAGGAGGACGAGGACGAGGAGCGCGAGGGCGACGAGGAGGACGGGGAGGUGGAGGACGAGUUCUCAGAGGACAAUGAGGAGCAAGGGGAUGAUGAAGAGGACGAUGAGGAGGAGGAAGAGGAGGUGGGGAGGGCAGAUACGAUGAUGGUGGAAGAGCGGGUGGAGGAGGAGGAGGAGGAGGAGGGCAUGGAUGAGGAGGAGGAGGAAGAAGUGGAUGAUGGUGAUGAUGAGGAGGAAGAAGACGAGCAAGAGGAGGAGGAGCAGAAUCAUCAGCAAGUGGAGAACCACUACAAAGCCGCUGGACAAUCAAAGCUUCUUCCAAUCCAGAAGGACGACAACAACAACAACAGCUGCGGCGCCGGCACCGGAGAAGAGUACGAGAACUACGACGAGCUGGUGGCCAAGUCGCUGCUCAACCUGGGCAAGAUCGCCGAGGACGCGGCCUACCAGGCCAUGACGGAGUCCGAGAUGAACAGCAACUCCUCCAACAGCGGCGCCGAGGACGAGGACGAGGACGAGGACGACGGCAGCGAGCGCGGCGGCCGGAAGGGCGCGCUGAGCGUGGACCUGGACAGCGACGUGGUCCGCGAGACGGUGGACUCGCUCAAGCUGCUGGCGCAGGGCCACGGCGCCGUGCUGCCCGAGGACGGCUACGGCGACGCCGCCGUGCUGGAGGAGAGCGAGGAGGAGGUGUGUCUGAGCAGCCUGGAGUGUCUGAGGAACCAGUGCUUCGACCUGGCCCGAAAGCUGAGCGAGACGCAGACGCCGGAGCGGCCCGUCCUCCACGCCGCCCACGACGCGCUGCCGAGCGCCGCCGAGCAGCAUCACCUGAGCAGGUACGACGGCGUCCAGCCGGCCGCGCCCGAGGAGCCCCGCGCGCUGGAGCGCAGCUACUCCGACAUGGUGAACCUGAUGAAGCUGGAGGAGCAGCUGAGCCCCGCCUCCAGAGGGUACCCCACCAGCUGCAGCCAGGAGGGCGACGAGGACACCACGUCGGUGGCGUCCGACCGCUCCGACGACACCUUCGACAUGGCCAAGGGCAACCUGUCGCUGCUGGAGAAGGCCAUCGCCCUGGAGUCGGAGAGGGCCAAGGUCAUGAGGGACCGCAUGGCGCUGGAGCACGGCGGGCCGCGCCGCGACCACCACCACCACCACCACCACCACCGCUCCCACGGCGAGCACAGCCCGCGGCUCAGCAGCGUGGCGGAGGAGCGCAAGUCCAGGAUGCACCACGACGGCCUGAAGAGGGCCUUUUACCCGAAAGACUCCUCCAGGGCAGAGAAGAAGGAGAGCAAGUGUCCGACGCCCGGCUGCGACGGCACCGGCCACGUGACGGGCCUGUACCCGCACCACCGCAGCCUGUCCGGGUGCCCCCACAAAGACAGAGUCCCGCCUGAGAUCCUUGCCAUGUAUGAAAAUGUUUUAAAGUGCCCCACUCCUGGCUGCUCUGGACGGGGCCAUGUCAAUAGCAACAGGAACUCGCACCGCAGUCUGUCCGGCUGUCCCAUCGCCGCCGCAGAGAAGAUGGCGAAGGUCCACGAGAAGACUCACUCCACCGACAGCGGCAGCAGCAAAACCAACCAGACGUCGGACCGGGUGCUCAGACCCAUGUGCUUCGUGAAGCAGCUCGAGAUCCCUCAGUACGGCUACAAGAACAACGUUCCCACCAGCACCCCGCGCUCCAACCUGGCCAAGGAGCUGGAGAAGUACUCCAAGACCAGCUACGACUACGCAGACUUCGACGGCCAGCACGGCGCCUACGCCAAGAGGCCGCCGCCCACCAAGGCCCACCACGGGAGAGACCCCUCCCCCAAAGGAUACGACGCCAAGCGCUACUGCAAGACGUCGAGCCCGGCCAGCAGCACCACCAGCAGCUACGCUCCCAGCAGCAGCAGCAGCCUGAGCUGUGGAGGAGGCGGCGGCGGAGGAGCAGGCGGCGGCGGGGGAGGCAGCAGCGCCAGCAGCACCUGCAGUAAGAGCAGCUUCGACUACACCCACGACAUGGAGGCGGCCCACAUGGCGGCCACGGCCAUCCUCAACCUGUCCACCAGGUGCCGGGAGCUGCCGCACGCGCUGGGAGGGAAGCCCCAGGACCUGCUGACUCAGAGUCCGGUCGGGGACCUGGACGACAGCGGCGCCGUGGACGUGGCGGGUCAGCCCGGCGGGCCGGAGGGCAGCGGCACCGUGCUGACGCCCCUGCAGCCCAUGUCGCCGCAGCGCCAGGCUCUGCUCAGCAGCCGCUGCUACCAGCUGAGCGACGCCGACUGCUGGGACCUCCCCGCCGACUACACCAAGAUCAAACGCCUGGGAGACGAGCAGGACCACAAAGAGUCUGUCUAUUUCUCAUCCCUGCACCAGGGCGACGAGCUGGAUCCGUUCCAGGAGCUGCUGGACGAGCAGCGCUACCCGGCCGAGGUGACCAUGCCCAGCCCCAAGCACCACAAGUACCCGGCCUGCAAGGAGAGCAAGAAGGAGCUGAUCACGUUGUCCAGCUGCCAGCUGAGCGACAAGAGCAUCCGUGGGAUGAUGACGACCAACUCACAGGAGCUGAAGUGUCCGACUCCCGGCUGCGAUGGAUCCGGACACAUCACCGGGAACUACGCGUCCCACAGGAGCCUGUCCGGGUGUCCACGCGCCAAGAAGAGCGGCAUCAAGAUCCUCCACAGCAAAGAGGACAAGGACGACCAGGAGCCCAUCAAGUGUCCCGUCCCCGGCUGCGACGGACAGGGUCACGUGACCGGGAAGUACGCGUCCCACCGCAGCGCCUCCGGGUGCCCCCUGGCGGCCAAGCGGCAGAAGGACAGCUACGUCAACGGCUCGCAGUUCGUCUGGAAGUCCGGCAAGACGGACGGGAUGACCUGCCCGACCCCCGGCUGCGACGGCUCGGGACACGUCAGCGGCAGCUUCCUGACUCAUCGGAGGUUCAGUCUCCAUCUGUCCGGCUGCCCUCGAGCCACCUCCGCUAUGAAGAAGGCCCGGAUGAGCGGCGUAGAGAUGUUGACAAUCAAGCAGAGGGCGAGUAAAGGGAUCGAAAAUGACGAGGAAAUCAAACAGCUGGAUGAAGAAAUCAAAGAUCUGAAUGAAUCAAACAAUCAAGUAGAGUCUGACAUGAUAAAGCUGAGGACGCAGAUCACCACCAUGGAGACCAACCUGAAGUCCAUCGAGGAGGAGAACAAGGUGAUCGAGCAGCAGAACGACUCGCUGCUGCAUGAGCUGGCCAACCUCAGCCAGUCGCUCAUCAACAGCUUAGCCAACAUCCAGCUUCCACACAUGAGACCGCUGCCACAGAAAGAAGCCCCAGUAAAGCAUAACUGCUGUUUACAGAUGCCUCCCAGAGAGCCCAUGAAUGAACAGAACUUUGACACUUAUGUAAGUACUCUGACAGACAUGUACACCCACCAGGACCAGUACCAGAGCCCGGAGAACAAGGCGCUGCUGGAGAACAUCAGACAGGCCGUGCAGGGCAUCCAGGUCUGAGCAGAAACAGCUAAAAAAGUCACGAGGGAGAACGGUCGUUGUUUGCUUGUGUCAUCUGCCAUCGCUCUUUGGUUUCUCCUGCUGUUAUGCUCUCCACUCCAUGGGUAUCUUUUCUAUCAUUUUGGUUGUUGUUGCCUUGCUUUGAAAAACAAUUCCCAUUUGAAAUGAACAUUCACGUUUUGUACAUUUUCAUAUGACCCAAUAUAAUGUGAUGUAAUGUUUAUAGCUGCUAAUGUAUGCACAUUCUAGUGUAUAUGUAUGUAUUUAUUUAUUGUAAGCUCCAGUCAUUUCUUACUUUAAUGAGACUUACAUGCGCUGAGGAACUGGGCCUCACAGUUUUAACAGGAUCAGAGCAGUGAAGGGGAACAAUCGGCGGCGUUUCCCACGAGCUGGAGGCCGGAGCCGUCGGCGGCGUGAACUCUGCUUGGUUGAAGUGGGCCGUGCCACACACUCUUACUGUAAAUGUUUAAACCGAGGAGAUCCCAAACAUCACGACACGGAAACCUACUGGUGCAAAUCCCAUCACCCCCUUCCAAGUUGUUUCCUUUCUAACUGUUCUCCUCUUUCGCUUUCCUUUCUUCACACGAUGAACGAAGCAGAGAGAACAAAGCUACAGAAAACGGAGGAGACAAUCUGCCCUUUGACUUUAUUUUAAUCAUCCGUCUUGACUAGCUAAUAGGACAAUGUGUCAGCAAUAUUGGUAUGAUAAAGAUUAAAUUUGUUUGUUUAGAUAUGGGAUGCAAUCUCUGACAAAUGUUUGGGUAUAUGCAAUUUCUUAUGAAUAAAACUAGCAACGAGCUGACAGGUCUUUUUACUGACUGCGUUUUGUACAAACCUUUUACUACAAUCAUGCUGUAGGAACCUGACACGGGUGAAAGGACUUUGGUUCUGUCAUGUUCAACUUUGCACAGGGACGCCUUUGUUUCCAUGUUUUGAUGUUUUUGUUGUGGAUGAAGAGGUGUAACGUUUGUAGAUAGGCUUUUUCUUUGAGGCUGAUGGCUCCACUGGACUUACAGGGUUAACUGUCCCCAUCUCUCAUUGUAUAUUGCACUCAUUCUGUAGAAAACGUCUGUUCACUCAUGCGUCUUAGUGUCUGAGCUGCAGUGGGACGUGAUGCCAGACGACAUGAUGACGACAUUUUUUAUUGUCUUUGAUAGUUAUUGAAAAGAAGAGCCAGCAGUAGUUAGGCGAUCUCUGUGCACUGAUUUUACUGACCGAGGAGUCGAUGUGGACUGAUCUGGUCUGGCCUCACGGCGACGUCUGGUCCAAAAUGGCAGUAGUGAUGAUGCAGGUUUUCUGAAUACCGUUCAUGCAUGCACUUUACUGGAGCAUCUCUUAGUAGUAUCAUGUGACAGAAACUGUUUUUGAUAAAACGAGCUGGUGACGCCUGUUAGAGAGUAACAUGGGUGUUGAUUUAAAGGAAAACUCCCCCUUUGUCCCAUCAGUCACUCUGUUCUAUUUUCAGUAUACACGUCAAAAGUUAAAUUUGCUGCUGAAAUGUGUCAUUUGCGCUGGAAGCGUUUGUUGAAAGGAGCCUGCAAGGCAACAGAAUGACCGAAGCCUUCAAAAGCUCAGAGCAUUCAAAAAUGCUGCAUUUAAAGUAACAUAUGUUUGAAAGGUUUGUUUUGGCUAAACUGAAUAUAUUGGAGAAUAAAAAACUCAGAGGCAGACUUUAAAAUCUGGGGGGGCGCUGCCUCCCUCGGCCCCCUGUAGAUCUGCCCCUGUCACAACCUGCUGGUUAUCAGUGGGAGAGUUGAAUGAAAACACUAAACUGCCAACAGGGGGCGUUUUCCUUCAAAGACCUCUUCCAUGGCUUCAUCUCUGGCCAAAGCUUCGUGUCUGCAGCUUGCUGCCACUGAACUACUGCAUUAGAUAGACUGACGGCUUGUAUUUUGUAUUCUUACUGAUAACAAAGGAAAUGGGACUUAAAGCACAAUUCUGCCACUUCAAGGAUAGACUAGAUAUUGUAAUAUCAGAUGUAAAAGCUAAACUGUAACUAUUUACAUAGAGAAUCGCAAAACUAACUUGUGACAUGCAAAUAAAUCCAUGUGAAUAUUUGUGAAACCAUCACUUUAAGACAAUGUUACUUUCUUUUGAGCAGUGCAUUGCGAAGGUUUUUAUACAGCAUUCGUUUGCUCCUCGCCCUUUACUCUCUUCUCUCCCUGUCUCUCUGUUACUUGCAGCCUUUCAGCAUCACUUUUCUUAACACAUCGCAUGAGUUUUGUUGAUAUUUUUGCUGUAUGUUUAAGGACAUGCGUUGCUACGUGAUAUUUUAAUUUGACUUGUGAAGUUUGUACAAUUUUUAUCAUGCUGGUGUUGGCAUCUCUUGCUCUGAAUAAAUCUUGUGUUGCAACACUAACGGCAA
This is a messenger RNA of Betta splendens (Siamese fighting fish), 6727 nucleotides long. RefSeq names its product myelin transcription factor 1-like, a (gene myt1la). The record is from RefSeq and is a predicted model, not a curated record. Gene Ontology annotation, cellular component: nucleus. Lineage: Eukaryota; Metazoa; Chordata; Actinopteri; Anabantiformes; Osphronemidae. The coding region runs from base 544 to 4362 and encodes 1272 amino acids. The transcript has 23 exons. Gene Ontology annotation, molecular function: zinc ion binding; RNA polymerase II cis-regulatory region sequence-specific DNA binding; DNA-binding transcription factor activity, RNA polymerase II-specific. Gene Ontology annotation, biological process: regulation of transcription by RNA polymerase II.